Molecule: messenger RNA, 318 nt
Organism: Entrophospora candida
Lineage: Eukaryota; Fungi; Glomeromycota; Glomeromycetes; Entrophosporales; Entrophosporaceae
Source: the annotation of a GenBank genome assembly
AUGCGAGGUAUUAAGAAAACAAAAUUCAGUACACAAAUAGACAGAGAACAAAAAAUAGAAGAAAUCGAAGCUGAAAGCACCCAAGGUAACCAGACAAAGGAAUGGGUCGGUGAGCACAAAGCUGAGAUAUAUAAAAAGGAUGAAAGUGGCAAACAUCAUGCUCACCCAAAAUAUGAUAUGAUCUGGUUUACAAAAACCAAAUAUAAUACUUUAAGGGAAUUAUAUCGAGCCAGAGAAUAUGAGAAAGAAAGGAAGUCAGGUUUGUAUACUGAUGCAGAAAUAUGGAAGCAUAUAAAUAUGCAAAAAACUUGGGAUUGA